Schizosaccharomyces octosporus yFS286 is the source of this 1570-nucleotide messenger RNA. RefSeq names its product mRNA export protein Mep33. The record is from RefSeq and is a predicted model, not a curated record. Gene Ontology annotation, biological process: cytoplasmic translation. Gene Ontology annotation, cellular component: cytosol. Lineage: Eukaryota; Fungi; Ascomycota; Schizosaccharomycetes; Schizosaccharomycetales; Schizosaccharomycetaceae. Gene Ontology annotation, molecular function: metal ion binding; mRNA binding. The coding region runs from base 160 to 1062 and encodes 300 amino acids. The transcript has a single exon.
AAUUGACAUCGCAAAGUUGCAACUUUUUUUUUUCUGUCUUUACCCACUUUCCCCAUUAUCUUCCACCUUACCCUCUUUUCGUAUCCCUUACAAAGAACACACAGCGCUUAUAUAUUUUGUUCAACUUUUUUUAAAAAAAGAUAACUUAAACUGCUCAAGAUGCCACCUAAAAAAGCAGCUGAAGGAAAAGGAAAAGCCCAGGGAAAGAACAAGGCCCAGGAGCCUAAACCAAAAAAAGAUCCUAUGAAAAAGGCCGCUGAUGCCACUUUUGGUCUAAAAAACAAAAACAAAUCUACCAAAGUGCAAACCAAGAUUAGACAAAUCGAACAAAAUGCUGGUAGCACCAACAGUAAAGAGGCUAAGCGUCAAGAGGUUAUGCGUAAGCGCCGUGAAGAAGAAAAGAAAGCUUCUGAACAGGCAAAGGCAGAAGUUUCCGCCUUGUUCAAUGCUCUACCCAACAAGCAUAAUAACCAGCAAUUUAUUACGCGCAAAGAAGAAGUUAAGGAAUCGCAAAAGAUCGACUACUACACCGAUGUGCGUGAUCGACAAACCGAUUUGCCUCCUGAAAAACGUCCUUGGACAAAUACCGACAUUGUUUGCAAGUUCUUUUUGGAAGCUUGCGAACAAGGCAAAUAUGGCUGGCUUUGGCAAUGUCCUAAUGGCAACAUGGCUUGUAUUUACAAGCAUUCUUUGCCCCAUGGCUACGUUUUAGCCCGUGACAAGAAGAAGAUUGACAACGACAAGGAGGAGAUUAGCUUGGAAGCCUUUAUUGAGAUUGAGCGUUAUCGCUUAGGUCCAAACCUUACUCGUGUCACUGAAGAAAACUUCAAGCAAUGGUGUGACAGGCGUCAAGACCGUUUGAACAAAGAAUCUGAAGAACGUCGCAAGAACCGUCCUACCGGUAGAGGUAACAUCACUGGUCGUGAAUUCUUUGAACGUAAUGGUAGUAAGGUGAAGGAUGUAGGUGAUGCUGAGAAUGAAGAGAACUGGGACUUCUCAGCCCUCCGUCGUGAAACAGAGGCUUUGCGAGACUCUCAAGAAAAUAAUGCUGCUACUGCUUAGACAUUUUAUAAACUCUAAUUUUUUUUAAGUUUUGAUAUAAUUAUCUAAAAAUUAAAAAAAAUUGAUUGUUGCGGUGUUUUAGAAUGAGCCUAUUUCGCAGGUGUUUUAUUUAUCUUUUUUCUCUCCCCUUUUGUACUAUAAGAAGCGAAAGAAAAAAGAAUGGGUUCAUUCGUUUUUUGUUUUAUUGUUAAUAUUCUAUGGUUUAUAAGGAGUGUUGAUGUUAAUUGGUUGUCUAUGUUGUUUGGAUUGGCUUUUUUAUUGGGUAUCCUGACUGGAGAUUUCAUUUAGUGAAGAUAGAGGGCAACUUGUUUUUCACAAAUAAAGCUAUGGAAAAGUUGGAUAGCUUAAGAAAAAAGUCGACAGGAGGUGAUUUUGUUAUAUGUUUGAAACAAGAAUAGUAUAACAAGUUUGCCUCUUGGUAGUUUAUGCUUCGGCGUUAUAAUGAAUGUAUUGGAAAAUAAAAUAUUCUUGCAAGCUGUAAUAACUUGUUCAUCGGUUUUGCUCCUAA